Molecule: messenger RNA, 2933 nt
Organism: Thrips palmi
Lineage: Eukaryota; Metazoa; Arthropoda; Insecta; Thysanoptera; Thripidae
Gene: Dnaaf5
Product: dynein assembly factor 5, axonemal
Exons: 12
Coding region: 259-2772 (837 amino acids)
Biological process (GO): outer dynein arm assembly; cilium movement; inner dynein arm assembly
Cellular component (GO): cytoplasm
Molecular function (GO): dynein intermediate chain binding
Source: RefSeq, a predicted model, not a curated record
GACCGGAACGGAAAAAGAUGCACAAGAAGAAGAAGUGAACAUGGAAAGAAGAAGAAGGGGGAAACCAGUCUACCACCACCACCCUAUGUCACACAAAACCAUAGACAUAGGAAAUCGGUGACACGGGUGGUGACCUUGAUUAACUUGCACGUGUAGUCGUUCACGUGACCUUUUGCGCAACAACAAACUCUAUUUACAAAUGGCCCCUCUGCUAUUCACGACCAAACCUUCAAAACACGCUCUGCUUAGACAUCGAUAAUGGCUUUUGUGGAAGAUCUCGUCGUUGACAACGUCGUCUUGCAAAAGAAUUUGAACGGUCUCCAAAGCGAGGACAAGAGAAAACGAAAAUCGGCUCUUAAUGACCUCCGGAAACAAUUGUUUUCACAACUUCCAAAAUGUUCCUCUCUGCUGCAAGACAAUCAGGAUGUGUCCAAGGCAAUUAUUAGGUGCAUUAGCGAUGAGUCAGAAGCUUGCAGAGAAGCUGCUGUCAAUUUUCUCAAGGAUCUUUUAGUUGAGGAUGCGAUUGCGGAUGUGAAUCUUGUGCUGCUUAUGCCGGUCCUGUCACGUAGGUUAGGUUCAGAAGAGGUGGUGGAACCCUCAGAAGAAGUGCGACAUGCCUUAGUUGAGUUGCUUCAUGUUGUUGUGAAGAAAUCCUCAAAAGAUCUGUUUCCCUUUUUUAAUGACAUUGUUAGUAUCUUGAAAAAAACUGUCCUCGAUCCUUACCCGAAAAUUAAAAAGGAAAGCUGUGAAUGUGCUUCUUCGUUAGCAUUUGCAAUCCCUGAGAGUUUUCACAUGCAGUCUGAGUCACUUAUCAAGCCACUUGUGCAGAUUUUGACACAUCAGCAAUACAGAGUGAGAGUUUCUGCCAUCCUAGCCUUGGGUGUUGUUGUUCGCUAUGGAAACAACAAAUCAAUUAAAGAAGUUGCUGGCCCUCUUGCAGAGAGGAUGUUUGAUCAAACUCCUCAAGUUCGUGACGCAAUAACGCAAGUGAUAGGAGACUGGUUGGCUCAUUUGCCAGACCGAUAUUCAUACUUUCAUAUUAUGAUACCUCUUAUGCUGACAAGUUUGAAUGACCCAUCAUCAGACAUUCAGGAAAAGGCUUGGAUUUUGUGGAAUGCUGCUGGUCACCAAUGGAUGAAAGAAAAUGAGGAUGACAUCAAGGAUAAGUUAGACUUCUUGGAUAAUGUUCCAUUGCAUUACCCUCACAAUAUAAGGAGGCCAAAUAUGGGUUGCCGUACUCUGGUCAAAAGAAAUUUGCAUAAAAUUGCUCCAGCAUUAGUACGUGAGUUACAAGAUUGGCUUGUUGAUGUACGGAUAAAAGCAUCACAGCUUCUCUGUGUUCUCAUAUUGAAUGCAGAGUCUGAUUUACACCAGUAUCUUGAACAGCUGCUCCUGGGAAUGUACAGAGCCUGCCACGAUGAAGACAUAAGAGUUGUCAACAAUAUUGAACAAGCAUCUCAUCUUAUUGGAUAUUUCAUUCCUCCAUGUAACUACUGGUCACUCAUACAUCCUGUCAUGGAAGAUUCUUGCCAUCAGGGGCACCUUCGAGUUCUCGCUUUUGUCAUGAGAGGAGGGGAACCAAGCAGUCUUGAAAGCUUUCUGACAACCAUAGCAGACUUUCUUGAGCAGCCAACCAUCUGUCAAUCCAGAGAGUCUCUCUAUCAGUCCCAGUUGGUCAAAUGCUGUGAGUCUAUGAUGAUUGUUUGUGGGAAACAUUGUAUCAAGGUCUCCCAACAAAUGUUCAAUAUUCUUGUUACUGUCUUGGCCCUUGCUGCAUCAGAUGAAGUUCAUAAAGCUUCUCAAGAUGAACUUCAAAAGUUAAAAAAUUUUCAAGACUUGGCAGAAGAUUAUGAACUAUACAAAAAAUUUAUGAGGCCUUUAUUACUGAAUGUUAGUUCAGCCCCAGUGGGGUGGACAGUUCAUUGCCCAGAGAGAUUGAUUUUUCAAACAUUAAUUUUGAACUCUGGUCCAGCCUUAAGUGAUUGUCUUGAUGUUAUGGUACCAACAUUAUCAGCAAGUUUAUGUCCUGAAAAUGAAGAUGCUGAAAUGAAAUUGAAGUUGCUGACGAAUCUUGCAGUGAUUCUACAAAACACAGAUAAAACUCACUGUAUCUCCACAGAAGUAAUGGAUCCUUUUCUUUUUUCAAUUAUAAAAGGUGUGAUAGCUCCAAACUUGGUUUGGAAAGCAGGACGGACCGCAGAAGCGUUACGAACCAUCACUGUGUCUUGCCUCUUAUCCAUCCUGCAGACCCAUGGGACAAGUCAUUGUGAAACAAUGGUGUAUCUGCUGGAUUCACUUGUUCCUAUACUUCUAGCACUUGUUGAAGAUGCCUCCAAGAAAACAAGACUCUACACCUGCUAUUCGUUAUGCCAAAUUAUAAGUGCUGCUCAGAAAAUGAGUAAAUUAAAUGCUGAACAUGUUCAAAAGAUUUAUUACGUGGUCCUGAAACGUUUGGACGACGUUGAUGACAGUGUGAGAAAAGUUUCAGUUGAAAUUCUUCGAAAGUUAUUCAGUUGUCUUCCCAGUGACUACAGCAUAGAAUGUUCAUCAGCGCAUAUUGAAGCUCUAUAUUCCACUCUUCUUAUUCAUUUGGAUGAUCCCAGUGUUGAAUUUGGAUCCUUGUUACUAGGUGUCCUGAAGGAGCUAUCCGGGUUAAAACCUGAAUAUUUGUUGGAAAGAUUGAAAGCAACAGCUUCUAACUACAGAAAUCAAGAUGCUUGCCAAGAAUUACUCGCUCACAUCUCAGCCUCAGCCAAAUCAGUUGCUCCUUGAUUGUAAUUUUUGGUUCAAAGAUUAACGUGUUACAACUUAUUUACUUGUGAUAAUUUUGCUUUUUUUUAAAUAUCUUUUUUAAAAAAAUGAACUAAUGACAUGUUUGUCUGUAAUUUUGUUGUCUUCUGAUAGAAAUGGAUAUAAAGCAGCACAUAAUGGAA